This is a messenger RNA of Orcinus orca (killer whale), 1931 nucleotides long. RefSeq names its product PHD finger protein 10 (gene PHF10). The record is from RefSeq and is a predicted model, not a curated record. Gene Ontology annotation, cellular component: npBAF complex. The transcript has 12 exons. Bases 468 to 1823 code for a protein of 451 amino acids. NCBI's taxonomy places the organism in Eukaryota, Metazoa, Chordata, Mammalia, Artiodactyla, Delphinidae.
CAAAGUUAGUUUACUAGUUUGUGACAGAAGGUUCCAAUGGAGCGAUGAGUUGUACAACCCCAGUGUUUCAGUUGUAAGUGAAAAGUUGGAAUUGCAACGUGAUGGGAACCGGAACCCCGAGGACCCUUGUCUUCGCUGAUUCGGGGUCAGCGUUGGCAUGGUCAGCGUUGGCAUAGGGACGAUUCUUCGGUCCUCUGGCGAGGCAGCCCCUGCCAGGAGCCCCUCCUGUGCGGUCCUCUGUGCACGAGGGCCCUCAGGUGCCCCGACCGGUGACAGCGGUGGGUCUCCACGCAGCUGUGCUCGCAGAACCUGAAGCCUGGCCUGCGUGUGGCGGGGCCCCCCGAGUCCAGGCCCAGCUGCAGGAGCGUGUCUGAAGCAAGUGUGGGACCCCCAGAAACGGGUUUAAUCCCAAGGAUGAUAAUGAAGAUAAUUCAAAUGAUGGGACCCAACCAUCCAAAAGGAGGCGAAUGGGCUCAGGAGAUAGCUCUAGGAGCUGUGACACUUCCAGUCAGGAUCUUGGCUUUAGCUACUAUCCAGCAGAAAAUUUGAUAGAGUACAAAUGGCCGCCUGAUGAAACAGGAGAAUACUAUAUGCUUCAGGAACAAGUCAGUGAAUAUUUGGGUGUGACCUCCUUUAAACGGAAAUAUCCAGAUUUAGAGCGACGAGAUUUGUCUCAUAAGGAGAAACUGUACCUGAGAGAGCUGAAUGUCAUUACAGAAACACAGUGCACUCUAGGCUUAACAGCAUUGCGCAGUGAUGAAGUAAUUGAUUUAAUGAUAAAAGAAUAUCCAGCCAAACAUGCUGAAUAUUCCGUCAUUCUUCAAGAAAAAGAGCGCCAACGAAUUACAGAUCACUAUAAAGAAUAUUCUCAAAUGCAACAACAGAAUACUCAGAAAGUUGAAGCCAGCAAAGUGCCUGAGUACAUUAAGAAAGCUGCCAAAAAAGCAGCUGAAUUUAACAGCAACUUAAACCGGGAACGUAUGGAAGAAAGAAGAGCUUAUUUUGACUUACAGACACAUGUUAUCCAGGUGCCUCAAGGGAAGUACAAAGUGUUGCCGACAGAGAGAACCAAGGUCAGUUCUUACCCGGUGGCCCUCAUCCCUGGACAGUUCCAGGAAUAUUACAAAAGGUACUCGCCAGAUGAACUGCGGUAUUUGCCAUUAAACACAGCGCUUUAUGAGCCCCCCCUGGAUCCUGAGCUCCCUGCUCUCGAUAGCGAUGGUGAUUCAGAUGAUGCCGAAGAUGGUCGAGGUGAUGAGAAACGGAAAAAUAAAGGCACUUCGGACAGCUCCUCUGGCAACGUGUCUGAGGGGGAAGGCCUUCCUGAAGGCCAGGAGGAGCCUCUGCAGGGAAGACAGAGGUCCAGGGACAAGGCUGCUCCUCCACGAAAAGAUGCUUCCAAACGUUCUGUACUGUCCAAGUCAGUUCCUGGGUACAAGCCAAAGGUCAUUCCAAAUGCUCUAUGUGGAAUUUGUCUGAAGGGUAAGGAGUCCAACAAGAAAGGGAAGGCUGAAUCACUUAUACACUGCUCCCAGUGUGAUAACAGUGGCCAUCCUUCUUGCCUGGAUAUGACCAUGGAGCUUGUUUCUAUGAUUAAGACCUACCCAUGGCAGUGUAUGGAGUGUAAGACUUGCAUUAUAUGUGGACAACCCCACCAUGAAGAAGAAAUGAUGUUCUGUGAUGUGUGUGACAGAGGUUAUCAUACUUUUUGUGUGGGCCUUGGUGCUAUUCCAUCAGGUCGCUGGAUUUGUGCCUGUUGUCAGCAAGCCCCCCCAACACCCAGGAAGGUGGGCAGAAGGGGGAAGAACAGCAAAGAGGGAUAGGUUUUGACCCCAAUACUGUAACGUGCAUUUAAAUGAAGUAUUUGGUGCCAGUUUACAACAUUCUCAUUUUUAUGCCAAUAAAAGAUUUCUGAAACUGUGUGCUUAAAA